Molecule: messenger RNA, 1123 nt
Organism: Leptopilina boulardi
Lineage: Eukaryota; Metazoa; Arthropoda; Insecta; Hymenoptera; Figitidae
Gene: ND-24
Product: NADH dehydrogenase [ubiquinone] flavoprotein 2, mitochondrial
Exons: 4
Coding region: 141-872 (243 amino acids)
Biological process (GO): mitochondrial electron transport, NADH to ubiquinone
Molecular function (GO): NADH dehydrogenase activity
Source: RefSeq, a predicted model, not a curated record
AAAAACUGCGCAUGUGCGGUGUUAACUACCCUAACCUUAAAUAUGACGUAUAUGUUUUAGGAAAUUUAUUUAGUUUUUCUUCUUCUAAUUAUAAAUAAAUAAAUAAAUUAACAUCUGGUACAGUCGAAAGAAGUGUCAAAAUGUUGACGUCUUUACGAAAAUCUUGUAGUCUACUGACUUUAAAGAAUAUUCGAGGUCUUCAGUCAACAGUGUCUCGCAGUUCUGACCAAUUGUUUGUGCAUAGAGAUAGUGAGGAAGACAAUCCAAAUAUUCCAUUUGAAUUUAAUGCAGAGAACCAGAAACGUAUUGAUGCUUUGCUAAAAAUUUAUCCUGAGGGUCAUAAGCGUGGUGCAAUGAUUCCAUUAUUGGAUUUAGCUCAACGUCAACAUGGUUGGUUACCAAUUUCAGCGAUGCACAAAGUUGCCGAUAUUAUUGGCGUAUCAAAUAUGCGUGUUUAUGAGGUUGCAACAUUUUACACCAUGUUCAAUCGUCGACCAAUGGGAAAAUAUCAUGUGCAAGUUUGUACAUGUACACCAUGUUGGUUAAGAGAUUCUGAUACAAUUUUAAAUGCUGUGUGCGAAGCAACAAAUUGCAAAGUUGGUGCCACUUCCUCAGAUAAAUUAUUCACCAUCUCCGAAGUUGAAUGUCUUGGUGCUUGCGCUAAUGCUCCAAUGCUACAAGUUAACGAUGAUUACUAUGAGGAUCUUACCGCGGAGAGUACUAAAGCGAUAAUAAACGCACUCAAGAAAGGUGAGAGACCAGCACCUGGACCACAAAAUGUAACACGAUUUGCAGCAGAACCUGCAGGUGGACUUACAUCAUUAACUAGUCCACCUCCUGGUCCCGGAGUAGGUGUGAGGUCUGAUCUAUGAGCAUCUACUAAUUUAAAAAAAUCCAUUUUUAAAAUUUAGCUAAUCUUUCAUUAGAGCGAUAUGAGAAAUUUUAUUUUCAAGUCUCGUUGAGAUUCUACAAGUGAAAGAAAAAAAAAGUGUAUUAUAUAAAUCGUUGUUAUUACACUCUUCUGGGAGAUAUUUCCCCGUUAGUUAUGUAUUUAAUUUAAAAAAAUUUGUUACUUCUUUUUUUUCUCUAAACAAAAAUAAAUUUCCUUAGAACUGCGUUAAAA